CCAGGUAUAAAAGGCGGCACUGGCCGAGGAAAGGGUUGAAAGUUAGUCUGUUUUGUGGUGAAUGAUGAGGUGCUUCGUCGUCUUCGCUGCCGUGCUCGCUCUUGGGGCUGCCCAAGAAAGCUUCAAAUGUCCUGAUGAUUAUGGAUUCUACCCUCACACAAAGUCUUGUGACAAAUACUGGAAGUGCGAAGAUGCCAAGGCUGAGCUCAAGACUUGCGGUAAUGGUCUCGCUUUCGAUGCCAGUGACCCCAAGUACUUGACCGAGAACUGCGACUACCUGCACAAUGUUGAGUGCGGAGACAGGACCCAGAUCGAGCCGGCCAUCAGCACGCCUCACUGCCCCCGCCUCUACGGAGUCUUCCCCGACGAGAACAAAUGCGACGUCUUCUGGAACUGCUGGGAUGGAGAAUCCAGCCGCUACCAGUGCUCCCCUGGUCUUGCCUACGACAAGGAGUCUCGCGUCUGCAUGUGGGCUGACCAGGUCCCUGAGUGCCGCAACGACGAGGUCGCUGGAGGAUUCGCCUGCCCUGCUGCUGGUGAGAUCGCCAACUCUGGCACCUUCUCUCGUCACGCUCACCCUGAUGACUGCCGCAAAUACUACAUCUGCCUGGAGGGAGUUGCCCGCGAGUACGGAUGCCCCAUCGGAACCGUCUUCAAGAUCGGAGAUUCUGAUGGCACUGGAAACUGCGAGGACCCCGAGGAUGUUCCCGGCUGCGAGGACUACUAUGGUGAUCUCGACCUGAAGUCCAUCCGCAAGAGCGAACUGCUCGCCGGUCUCAACACCAGCUCCAAGCCUCACUCGAACAAGCAGGCCGCCGCCAAGAAGGCCGCCGCCGCUCCCCGUCCCGCUGCCGCCCCUCGUCCCGCCGCCGCCCCCGCGGCGAGGCAGCAGCCCCAGCAGCAGUCCCACGACGAGGACAAUUAAAUUCUAGCCGUUAAAAGAUAGGAGCGCGAGAGAAAAAGUUAACAAAAACAAAAAUCAAUAGGUAUAAAUCCCCCGCCGCCCAAGAGGCCCCUGGACCAAAGCAGUCAAUCGAAAUUACCCGCCCCCAGGGCCCCCCAACCCCCGGUGCAUGAGGCUUGAUCUGUCAUAUAUCUCUGUCUCUGUUCUCCAUCUUUUCUUUUGCGAUCCCGCCUCUGCUCACGCUCGUGUAAUUUGUGCACGCAGCGAAGACUACUACGGAGACGUCGACCUGAAAACCCUCAAGAAGCUAGGCUACUAAACCGCACCUGCGGCCGCCUCCAGCCCUGCGGGCCCCCUCCCCCAUUUGACUGCCUAUUUUGUACUGUGUGAGUGGUUUUAUUAUGUAAAUAAAGAGACAAUUAAUUAUGUAAUUAAAACAUU
Neocloeon triangulifer is the source of this 1345-nucleotide messenger RNA. It is a transcript of the gene Gasp, whose product is annotated as protein obstructor-E. The record is from RefSeq and is a predicted model, not a curated record. Gene Ontology annotation, cellular component: extracellular region. Gene Ontology annotation, molecular function: chitin binding. The transcript has 5 exons. Lineage: Eukaryota; Metazoa; Arthropoda; Insecta; Ephemeroptera; Baetidae. Bases 62 to 925 code for a protein of 287 amino acids.